Molecule: messenger RNA, 2272 nt
Organism: Lytechinus variegatus (green sea urchin)
Lineage: Eukaryota; Metazoa; Echinodermata; Echinoidea; Temnopleuroida; Toxopneustidae
Gene: rpf1
Product: ribosome production factor 1-like
Exons: 9
Coding region: 71-1006 (311 amino acids)
Biological process (GO): maturation of 5.8S rRNA; maturation of LSU-rRNA
Cellular component (GO): preribosome, large subunit precursor; nucleolus
Molecular function (GO): rRNA primary transcript binding
Source: RefSeq, a predicted model, not a curated record
CUUCUUGUGGCCGCGUGGAAUUUCGUACGCUGGGAUUUCGUUUUUCGUCUGCUGUGAUCGAGUUGAAAAUAUGGAAGAACAAAAUGCCGAACCGGAGCCUCAAAUGCCUAAAAGGACGCUUGCCCAUAUAAAAAAUAAGCAGCGUAGACAAGAAUUAUUCAGAAAGAUGCAGAUUGAGAAGCGAAAGGAAAAACUGAAGGAAAAGAAAAAGAAGAAGAGGGAAGAUGAGAAAGCAGGUGACAAGGCACCACCCAAGAAGGUUCCCAAGACGAUUGAAAACAUGAGAGUGUUUGAUGAGACCAUGGUCAACCCAGAAGAUGCAGAGGUAACCUAUGAUGAAGCGACAGAUGAAAUGGCUCCAUACUUCAACCGAGAAACAAUGCCUAAGGUUCUCAUCACCACUUCAGAUAAAGCUGCAUGGACCACCAGGAGAUUAUGUAAGGAGCUGAGCAGCUGUAUACCCAAUUCAGAAGUGCACCAUCGACGACAUCUACCGCUGAAGAGAAUCAUCAAGAGAGCACAGGAGAAAGAUUUCACGGAUCUCAUUGUCAUCAACAAUGACAGGGGCAAAGCGAAUGGUUUGGUGAUGAGUCAUUUUCCCGAAGGACCUACCUGUCAUUUUAAGCUGUCCAACGUAAAACUCAGACAAGAUAUAAAGCGUUGUGGAAAGCCGACAGAUCAUCAACCGGAACUGAUCCUCAAUAACUUCAACACGCGCCUUGGUCAUACCGUUGGCCGACAGAUCGCUGCCCUCUUUCCUCACGAUCCAAACUUUGUUGGACGAAGGGUCGUUACUUUCCAUAAUCAGAGAGAUUUUAUAUUCUUCAGACAUCACAGAUAUGUCUUCAAAGACAACAAGAAAGUAGGCUUACAAGAGCUAGGUCCUCGGUUCACUCUCAAGCUUAGAUCGGUACAGAAGGGAACAUUCGACUCCAAGUUUGGUGAAUAUGAAUGGGUUCAUAAGAGACACGAAAUGGACACAAGCAGGAGGAAAUUCCAUCUUUGAUGAGUAUCUUAUCUCUAUCUCACGUUUUACAUGAAUGUAUUAAGUUGAACCGGGCAUGGUGGCUCAGUGGUAGAGCGUCCGCCUCGUGAACGGGAGGUCGUGGGUUCGAUCCUCGGUCGAGUCAUACCAAAGACUUAUAAAAACGGGACCUUCUGCCUUCCUGCUUGGCGCUCAGCAUUUAGAUGGAGAAGGGUAAUAAUAACAUUAUUUUAUGCAGGGCCCACUGGUAGAGCAGUUUCCUAACUGAAGUGGCUACCCUGGGUAAAUAAAAUGUUAUUAUAUUAUUAUUACUCUUGAUAUUAUGAAGUUAUUUCCCCUCUUCUGAAAUCCAGAUAAACUUAGGCCAUGGUCUCAAGCCCAGCACACAUACAAUUCGUUUGCGAUCAAAUUCUGUGAAACUUUGUAAUAUCAUUUGAUAUAAACAUUCCAGCCUGUAAGAUCUUAACAAUCAGUUCGGAAUAGUAGUAUGAAUGUUAAAAACAGAAUUCCAGUCUGUCGAUAGCCAUACUGAAUGAGUAAUAUCAAAUGAAAUUCUAGAUCAUAGUGAUAUCGCAAUCAAGCCACCAACUACCCCUUUUUUUAGGUGAUGUGGACCACUUUAAAUGCAAGGCUUGCAUUUGAAUUUUGAUUUUACUAUUAUCAUUGUUCAAAACUUCAUAUUAGGUGAAUUUACCUGUUCAACUUACAUUCUUAUAUAUUCAAAGUGGGAUUUGCUAGACGAAUCAGGUCACAGUUAGAUUGUAUAGUGUGGGGCAGGCUGGACAAGGAAAGGAAUAUGAGAAUGACCGAACUCCACGAUUCAUUUCAAGAAAAGCUAGAAUAUUUUUGUUUUGUCCAAUUUUUAUUUUGGUCAGUUUUUAAUUGAUUUUAGGAAUUUGUGCUUGGAAUUCAAGGAUUACUCACAAGAUGGGCUUCCGUAUAAGCGAUAAUUUCUGAUGUUUAAAUAAUUUUGACCAGAAGCAUUUGAGCCAUUAUUAUAUACUCGAAUAUGUGAUUGAAGUGUUCACAACACAGCCAUAACAGAAGACAACAGAGACUCUGAUAUUAGAUUACUCACUCCCAAGUGGAGUUAAAUAUGACUACAUUUUAUUUAUAUGAAUGUUAUCAAUAUGUGCAUAUACAUGUGCAUGGUAUAGGUGUUGAAUAUUAUGUUAAAAUAGACAAUAUACGAAAACAUCCUAAUAAUGAUUCAAAAACAUUAAAAGUUACAUGAUUUAAUGGUAAUCUUACUGUUAUGUAUAAGGCCCAAAUACAGUAUGAUAAAAA